UCAAUAAUAAUAACAAAACCAUCAAAACACGAGAUUGAUCACGUUUUCUUUUAAUUUUCAAUCAACUAAAACAUAGCGAUAUUCUCUUUGCAAUCAAGUUAGUUAACUAAAAAAUACUGUCCUUGCUGCUAAAUAAGAUUACUAUUAAUUGUCGGCAAAUAACGUUAAAAUGUCGAACGUAAAAAUUAAAGUAAUAAGUCGGAAUCCAGAAGAUUACUUACGGGCUACAAAGAGGGAUAUUCAUAAACUACCAAGAAAUUAUGAUCCCAGGCUCCAUCCAUUGGAGGGACCCCGUGAGUAUGUUAGAGCCAUGAAUGCAGUCAAACUGGAGAGGGUGUUUGCCAAGCCUUUUAUUGGUAAUUUGGAUGGUCAUUCUGAUGGAGUAUCUAGUCUGGGUAAACAUCCAAGUAGGUUGGCAAUUCUAGCAAGUGGUGCUUUUGAUGGGGAAAUCAGAUUAUGGGACUUGGCGAGUCGAAAGUGCACUAGACAUUUUACAGCUCACGAGGGUUGGGUCCGCUCAUUAUGUUUCACACCAGAUGGCCAGAAUUUUAUGAGUGUUGGAGAUGACAAGACCAUUAAAACUUGGAAAUCAGAAGUCUGUGAUGAGGAGGAUGAGGAACCUACAAAUACACUGUUGAGUAUGUCAGUUGUAUCUGGUAUCACACAUCACAGAUCUAAACCUAUAUUUGCCACUUGCGGCGAACAAUGCCAAUUAUGGGAGAACACAAGGAAUGAGCCAAUCAAAGUUUUUAAAUGGGGUGUAGAUAGUCUUCAUCAUGUAGCUUUCAAUCAGGUAGAAACCAAUUUACUAGCAUCAUGUGCAAGCGACAGAAGCAUCAUACUCUAUGAUUUUCGUGAGUCGGGGCCUUUAAGGAAGGUUGUAAUGGAACUAAGAUCCAAUGCUCUCUCAUGGAAUCCGAUGGAAGCAUUUAUAUUUACUGUCGCCAAUGAAGAUUACAAUUUGUACUCAUUUGAUGUUAGAAAACUAAAACAACCAAUUAAUGUUCACAUGGACCACACAUCUGCAGUCAUAGAUGUAGACUAUUCACCAACUGGAAGGGAGUUUGUGGCUGGAAGCUAUGAUAAAACAGUGAGAAUAUUUGAAAGCCUAAAGGGUCAUUCCAGAGAUGUAUACCAUACUAAGAGAAUGCAAAGACUCACAUGUGUCAAGUGGUCACUAGAUAACAAAUAUAUACUGACUGGAUCUGAUGAAAUGAAUAUAAGAAUGUGGAAAGCAAGAGCCUCAGAAAAACUUGGUGUACUGAAGCCACGUGAACGCACAGCAUUAAAUUAUUCAGAGGCUUUGAAGGAGAAGUUUAGCAACCAUCCACAAAUUAAAAGAAUUGCCCGUCACAGGCAUGUGCCCAAGCAUGUAAUGAAUGCCCAAAAGGAAAUUAAGACUAUCAGAGAAAAGAACAAGCGCAAGGAUGCCAAUAGACGUGCCCAUAGUAAACCUGGCGCAGUACCAUUUGUCGCUGAACGCAAGAAGCAUGUGGUUAAAGAAGAUGAAUGAAACUAUAAUAUUGCAUUUAUAUAUUUUUUUAAUACCACACAAUAAAUACUUGCAACCAUCA
This is a messenger RNA of Pararge aegeria (speckled wood butterfly), 1574 nucleotides long. Its product is annotated as DDB1- and CUL4-associated factor 13. The coding region runs from base 170 to 1513 and encodes 447 amino acids. Gene Ontology annotation, cellular component: nucleolus; small-subunit processome. Gene Ontology annotation, biological process: maturation of SSU-rRNA from tricistronic rRNA transcript (SSU-rRNA, 5.8S rRNA, LSU-rRNA). NCBI's taxonomy places the organism in Eukaryota, Metazoa, Arthropoda, Insecta, Lepidoptera, Nymphalidae. The record is from RefSeq and is a predicted model, not a curated record. Gene Ontology annotation, molecular function: protein binding. The transcript has 5 exons.